Sipha flava (yellow sugarcane aphid) is the source of this 2400-nucleotide messenger RNA. RefSeq names its product copine-8-like. Gene Ontology annotation, biological process: cellular response to calcium ion. Bases 495 to 2114 code for a protein of 539 amino acids. Gene Ontology annotation, cellular component: plasma membrane. The record is from RefSeq and is a predicted model, not a curated record. The transcript is spliced from 10 exons. NCBI's taxonomy places the organism in Eukaryota, Metazoa, Arthropoda, Insecta, Hemiptera, Aphididae. Gene Ontology annotation, molecular function: calcium-dependent phospholipid binding.
AUAUAUUGAUAACAGCCCAUUGAGUAACUCUACGUGACAGCCUAACAUUAUGAUAGUGGUGAAUAAAUUACGCGUAUGCGCAGAAUACUUAAGGUGCAUUCCUGUGUUUAGACGCUCCUGGCACCGUUGCUCGCAAUAAUGUUAACGGAUUGAUAAGAGGCACCCGGACGACGUCGCAGACGAAUCACGAACGCUCCAGCUCACUAACCACCGAUGCGAUUGAUUGACUGAACGUUUAGUACGUGCGACGUUUUUAUCGCGGGCCACGGAAUUAUUAUCUCAGCAUUAUUACGCCCGUGUCAUUAUCUAGCUUGCGCGACUCAUCGUAGCUGUGACGCGCACCGUCGACGAGGCGCCCUGGGCACCGAGCAACAAUGGUCAAGGAUUCGACCGCCUAACGACGCACACCGAGCCCGACGUAGAAGUUAAGUACGCAAACGCGCUCCCGUGUACUCAUUCCUGAACAGUGUUCCGCUGUCCGAAACACCGCAGCCAUGACUAUGUUUAAGCCCGGUUCGUCCACCGAGCCCACGUCGGAAAUCGAACUCACUUUGUCUUGCAGAAAUUUAUUGGACUGUGAUGUGUUUUCUAAAUCUGAUCCAAUGUGUGUUGUGUACAUGAAAACUUCAGAAAACUCUAGAUGGAGUGAAAUUUUUCGUACUGAAUGUAUUAAUAAUUCACUAAAUCCUGAUUUUAUGACAAAAGUUCAAAUAUUAUAUCGUUUUGAAGUUCAACAGCUUAUUAAAUUUGAAGUGUAUGAUGUUGAUUCACACUUGAGUGACCUAAGAUCUCAAGAUUUUUUAGGAUUCUGUGAAACUACUCUCGGACAUAUUGUAUCGUCAGUUACAGUGACAUUACCUUUAAAAGGAGCAAAAGCCAAUAAUAAAGGUCAAGUUAUUGUAAAUGCUGAAGAACUUCCUGCUUGUCACGAUGAAGUCACAUUGCAUUUCAGUGGAAAAGAUUUGGAACGAAGUGAUUGGGUAGCAAAAUUUUUUUCCUGGGUUGUAAAAGCAUACCCAUUUUUAGAAUUGUAUAAAGUUGGCGAAGAUGGAAAUUAUCAAUUAGUGUAUAGAAGUGAGGUUGCUCAUUGGUCAAACAAUCCUACAUGGAAACCAAUAACACUUCCUGUCCGUUCAUUAUGUGGUACAGAUUUUGAUAGAGAUAUUAAAAUAGCAUGUUAUCAUUACCAUAGCAAUGGCAAUCAUUCAUUAAUUGGAGAAAGUCAUACUUCAAUGAAUAAAUUGAAAUGUGGAAUUGGACCAGAAAAUGAUUAUAGAUGUGUCAAACCAAGAUCAGAAAAAAUUUGUGGAAGUGUUCGCUUGAAUCAUUUUGAGCUGAGAAAAACAUUUACUUUUCUUGAUUACAUUAUGGGUGGUACACAAAUUAACUGUACAUUUGCCAUAGAUUUCACUGCAUCUAAUGGAGAUCCACAAGAUUACAAUUCAUUGCAUUACCUAAGUAAUGUACCCAAUCAAUAUGAACAAGCAUUAGUUGCUGUAGGGGAUAUUAUUCAAGAUUAUGAUAGUGACAAAAUGUUUCCGGCUUUGGGUUUUGGUGCACGUAUUCCACCACAUGGUAAUGUUUCUCAUGAGUUUUUCUUGAAUUUGCAAGCCAGUGAUCCAUAUUGUGCUGGAAUAGAAGGUGUGCUCAAUGCUUACCACCAUUGCAUAAGAAGUGUUCAGUUAUAUGGUCCUACCAACUUUAGUCCUGUUAUCAACCAUGUUGCUAAAUUUGCCCAAGCUUAUCAAGAUGGCUCACAGUAUUUUAUUUUGCUAAUCAUUACAGAUGGAGUAAUAACCGAUAUGCUCCAUACCAAACAGGCUAUUAUCAAAGCGUCCACGCUGCCCUUGUCCAUAAUCAUCGUGGGCGUGGGAAACGCGGACUUCCAGUCAAUGGAAGAGUUGGACGGCGACUCGGUAACGCUGCAGGUAAACGGAGUGAGCGCGGCCCGCGACAUCGUGCAGUUCGUACCGUUUAAGGACUUUCAGCAGAUCGAGAAUCCGUUGAACGCCAAAUCGUACCUAGCCCGCGAGGUGCUGGCCGAAAUACCGACUCAGUUGGUCGGCUACAUGAAAAGUCGUAACAUUGUCCCCGAACAGCUGACGCCUCGUUGAAACUACUACUUAUUAUAAUACACGGGUAUAACACCAAGCCUAUAUUUCACUGACUUUUACGUAAUACCUGAGAAACAUCGAACACAGCGUUCAUUUUAAUCAAAUUUUAUUCAACUUUUUGCAUUGUAUAAUUACUAUUAUUACAAUUUUUAUCUUAUUACAUAGGUAAUUCUUACGUGCUUUCGUUGCGAACUCUUAAGACUGCUAUAUAAUAUUUACCAUUAUUAUCUUCUCGUUUUGAUAACCAUAUCACAUUGUUAAUGUUCUUCACGCGUUCAUCAUUUUU